Messenger RNA from Ostreococcus tauri, 663 nucleotides. Its product is annotated as Protein of unknown function DUF3531. The record is from RefSeq and is a predicted model, not a curated record. NCBI's taxonomy places the organism in Eukaryota, Viridiplantae, Chlorophyta, Mamiellophyceae, Mamiellales, Bathycoccaceae. The transcript has a single exon. Bases 1 to 663 code for a protein of 220 amino acids.
AUGGAGAUAUUGAAGGAGGAGUCGGCGCGCGAUCCCGAGAUCGCGUCGUUGUUAGAGGGGGCGAAUGGGGAUCCGACGGCGGUGGAGGCGAAUAUUCGCGAGCGGUUCGAGAAGAAGAGGGAGAAGAUUUAUCAAGAUCGAAGCGGUUCGACGGUGCCGACGCUCGUGACGUUCCGAGAGGUGAACGCGUUCAAUUGUUGGAUAUGGAUCGAGAGUCACAAUCAGAUUGCGGAGAUGGAGAAACCGCUCAUCGAGGAGGUGUUCAAGGCGUGGUUCGUGCUCGGCAAGUUGGGUGGAUUCAAUUCGUUUAACAUGCAGGCGAUGGAAAACUACGACGAACCGUCCUUCAUGGACUACUCCAUGGAGCGCGCGCAUGAGUUCAGUACGGACACGUCGACGCACGUUUUCCACGAGAUGAGUGAGAUGGAGUUCCAGGGACAGUGGGCGCGAGUUUACAUCGACAUGGGCACCGCGGAUGAGAUGGCGUUUGACGUGUUGAUAAACUCGCUCAUUCAGUUUUCGCGCGAAUACUUUGGAUUAAAGCAAGUCGUCAUUGGAGGCGUGAACGAAGAUUGGCCCGUUGAGGGAAGCGAUUACGGUUCUACAGACUUGAUUGUCGACGAGACGUUCGGGCGCGGUCCCAGAGGACGACUGUCUAGAUGA